Messenger RNA from Gossypium raimondii (Peruvian cotton), 1836 nucleotides. RefSeq lists its product as hypothetical. NCBI's taxonomy places the organism in Eukaryota, Viridiplantae, Streptophyta, Magnoliopsida, Malvales, Malvaceae. The record is from RefSeq and is a predicted model, not a curated record. The coding region runs from base 52 to 1521 and encodes 489 amino acids. The transcript is spliced from 16 exons.
UUUUUCAAUUUUCAUUUACUUAUUUAUUUAUUUUCAAUCCGGGAAACCAGCAUGAGCUUCACUUUGCCGCGUUACUUCCUCAGAUUCCAUUUGAGUUUCACUUCGAGAACCGCAUCUACCAGAGCUAAAAACAACCAUGGCUAUCUAUUUUUAGCUCCCAAAGCCAAUACAACGAAAUUUACCACAGCUUCCAUCCCCGGAGACAAACCCCAGAAACUAAGUGCGGAGGAGCUGUUGGUGGUUGUGGGUGGUGGAGCCGCCGGAGUUUAUGGGGCAAUUAGAGCUAAAACUGUUGCUUCCAAUCUUAAUGUUUUGGUCAUUGAGAAAGGAAAGCUUUUAUCAAAGGUUAAAAUUUCUGGGGGUGGAAGGUGCAAUGUCACCAAUGGCCAUUGUGCUGACAAUUUAGUUUUAGCAGAUCAUUAUCCUAGAGGUAACAAAGAAUUGAGAGGCUCUUUUUUCAACGUGCAUGGCCCUACAGAUACCAUGUCUUGGUUUGUUGAUAAAGGGGUGGAUUUGAAGACCGAGGAUGAUGGAAGAGUGUUUCCGGUCAGCAAUAAUUCUUCUUCUGUUAUUGAUUGUCUUUUAUCCGAGGCAAAGUGUAGGGGAGUUUCUUUGCAAACCGGGAAGCUUGUGACCAGUGCAUCAGCUAGCGCUAGUGGAAAAUUCCUUCUCAAGAUAGAGAAGCGUACACUCAAGUCUGUCGAACUUGUAGAAGCUGAUUAUUUGUUGAUUGCUAGUGGAAGUAGCCAGCAGGGUCAUAAUCUUGCCGUUCAGCUUGGUCAUUCGAUUGUAGAUCCGGUUCCAAGCUUAUUCACUUUUAAGAUCGAAGAUGCACAAUUGGUAGAGUUGUCAGGGGUUACCUUUUCAAAGGUUAUUGUGAAGCUGAAAUUAGAAAAUGUUCAAAGGAACAUACCUCAACUUACCCAGGUUGGCCCAAUGUUAGUCACUCACUGGGGUCUUAGUGGACCGGCAAUUCUUCGGCUAUCUGCUUGGGGUGCUCGAUACCUGUAUAGCUCAGGUUACAAAGGGAAACUGAUUGUGGAUUUUGUACCUGAUUUGCAUGUAGAAGAUCUAAAAUCCAUGCUGAGUCAACAGAAAAAUAGGUUUCUGAAACAAAAGGUGCUGAAUUCAUGUCCUAUGGAAUUACAACUCGUUAAGAGAUUUUGGAAGUAUAUAUUAGACCGUGAGGGUUUAGUCGGAGAUACUUUGUGGGCUUCGGUUUCGAAUAGUUCUAUAGUUUCUAUUGCUAAUCUCUUAAAGCAUUGCACAUUUGAAGUGAAAGGAAAGGGCCAAUUUAAGGACGAAUUUGUCACUGCUGGAGGAGUCCCGUUGUCGGAGAUCCAUCUGAAUACAAUGGAAAGCAGAAUUCAACCAAAUCUAUACUUUGCAGGAGAGGUACUAAACGUCGAUGGGGUGACUGGUGGUUUCAAUUUCCAGAAUGCUUGGUCUGGUGGAUAUAUUGCUGGUUCCACCAUUGGUAGACUUGCAGCAGGCAAUGCUAAUCUAGUGGGAGCCCUAUGAUUCGAUAUUGUUCGAGAAUUUUGGGUUUAUGUACUACAAUUUCAGUUGGUGAAGGCAGAGUCUCUAGGGCCUGAGUAUCCAUGCUCGAGAUUUAUCAUGCACAAUACGUAGGUCUUCGAGUCCGUUAUGUGUGGAUUUUAGUUCGUUGGUAGUCUAGAUUGUACUAAUUCAUGGUCUAUUUGUGCUCAGAUAUAUAUUUAUAUUUGUAUUUCGAUUAUACUGGUUGUAACACUUUAAAAUGUACAAUAAUUUCAUAGAUAACCAGAGGCGGAUUGGGGGGCAAUUGCACUUUGACCCCCUUUAAAAUUAUAAAAA